Molecule: messenger RNA, 1944 nt
Organism: Solea senegalensis (Senegalese sole)
Lineage: Eukaryota; Metazoa; Chordata; Actinopteri; Pleuronectiformes; Soleidae
Gene: cav4a
Exons: 3
Coding region: 151-717 (188 amino acids)
Biological process (GO): caveola assembly
Cellular component (GO): caveola
Molecular function (GO): molecular adaptor activity
Source: RefSeq, a predicted model, not a curated record
UAACCCCAGUGCACUCUGCCAGCCGAGGGCUCUCUGCUCAGCUGCCUCACUCUGAACUGUUGGCGAGGUGGCAGACUAACACAUUCACAUACACAUACACAUACACUCCUACACACAACUUUUUUCUGGGUGUUUGCUCCACGUGCUCGUAUGGACAGCGCAAGGAAAAGGUACGAUUUGGAGGAAGUGGAGAUUGACUUGGAGGAAUCCAGUGACACGAGUGAAUAUGACAAUGAGGAGGAACCUCAGACGCUGUGGAGGGCCAAUCCCUCUCUGGACGAAGAGGAGGACAUUCAUACGUCUACGCUGGUGGAAAUCAGUGACACAAAGCCUCUGAUUAAUGUCAGGGAUCCACGUGGUAUCAACGACUGCCUCAAGGUGACAUUCGAAGACGUGAUUGCUGAGCCAGUGUCAGUGCGCAGCGGGGACAGAGUAUGGAUCUGGAGCCACGCUCUGUUUGAGGUGUCCAGAGUUUGGAUUUACAGGAUAGUUACUGUGCUUCUGGCCAUUCCCAUGUCACUCAUCUCUGGUCUGCUCUUUGCCAUCCUCAGCUGCCUCCACAUCUGGAUCGUCAGCCCUUGUAUCCAGUGUCUCUACAUGGGCACCAGAUGGCUGCAGGCCCUCUGGAGCAUUGUGCUGGGCGUCGUCGUGCGCCCGCUCUUCACAAGCGCCGGGAAAUGCUGCGGAGGCUUCAGCAUUCACCUGGCCAAAGAAUGACGCUCACGUGUGUGUGAGUGUCAGCGGUGCACGGACUGAGCCCAGCAGGGGCGUUUCUAGACUUUCAUACACAAUCACAAUAAAACAUGUUCCAUUUUAAAACAGUUUUGGUUGAUGUCCAACAGAAUAUGUUGGUUCUUUUUUUUUUUAAUGAUCAAACCAUGAUUAGGUGAUGUGUUUUUACAUUUCAUCAUCAGAGAAUGAAAGUAUUUUACUGAGAAAAGGAUUAUUUGCAAAUUAAGACACACUAAAUUCACCAUUGGUGUGACACUGGGACACUUUUUUUGUGCUGCAUGCAUCAAAGCAGUGUUUCCAACUCUCGGGUAUUAACGUUCUCUGUAACCGAAUACUCAUAACCACAUAUUGUGCAGAUUUGCCACCAAAAUUAAAGCUGUAUUCCCUUUCCAACUUCCCCACAUCACCUCAUGAGUAUGUUCCGCUGACAGCAUUUAUUCAAGGACAAACAAACACUCACACGGAGAGGACCGCCUCUUUUUUGUGCAUCUCUGGUUCACGAUUGGAUGAAACUGUUUUGGGAUCAGACUCCGGAGACUGAGAGAUGUCACUGACCCAAACACUCAGAAUCAGUCAUCGCUGCUGGAAGUGAUUUAACGUGCGUUUGAUCUAAAAGUGUUCCGCUGACCGUAGCGUAUCUUUUAAAUACAAACAAAUGUCUGUUACAUUCAAACACUGUCAAAGGAGUUCACACAACGCCGAUCAAGUCUGAUCAGCUCUGCAGGAAUCUGUCUCUCUGGAUCUCGUGUUGCCCGGCAACGUCCCUGCACUACACACAGAGGGAACAGCAACAUUGUGCUAGUUAAGUCAAUUUGUUGAAGUUGGAAUACGACUGAAAAAAACAAAAAGAAGCGCCCACUAAAGAACUAUUAGAAGUUAAUUCUACUAUUCAUUAAGCAGUUUGACGGCAUAAAUGCUUCUUACUCUCCCUCAGUCAGGUCUGAUAGUACUGCUUGACAGAGCUUGUUUUAAAUCAGGAGUGUCAAACAUAUUGUCCGUGAGCCAGAACUGGCCCACCAGGAGGAUGGAUUUGUGAAAAUUUCACAUUAUGAUUACAAUCAAAUCAUGAUUAGAGUCUAAUCAUAAUGUGAAAUACUAUAUUUUUCAGUUCUAGAUACCUGUGACUAAAUGUUCUGUUCCUUUGUAACUCCACUGUGAUCUGAGAGUUGUAACACACAUGUACAUGGUAAAUUAAGCAUUAUAUUCUUGAAA